CACAAAUGCAGGUCUAUGCUUACUUGUAGACUAUAUCAAGGGCCAGUAUUUCAUCGCAUUCGAUACCUAGGUUGCUCAUUGUGCUGACAAACGAUAGAUUGCAUUAGAGCAUAUCGGGAACAUCUUGGGUGGCAUAGACUCUGGAAACCGUUUCCGGCCCUCAAAAUGGCACCUGCAACGCGAAGCCAAGCUUCAUCCUCUCCACAGAAACCGGAUUCAUAUUUUCCACACUUUCCACCAUCUUCUAGAGCUACAGCUCCAGUAUGUUCGAGCUCACGAACCUCCCCCAAAUCCGAAGCUUCUGAUGCUACUGCUGCCUCCGCAUCGGGCAGAGGAUCUACUCUCGCUCAACCUAGUUUGUCACUGCCAGACAACUAUCAGAAAGUCUAUCUUCGACAAAUCCGGCAAAAUUUCGUCUCAGGACAAUAUGCUCCUCAAGCACAGCCUAUGUCGAGCAAUAAUUCCCAGAUGUCUGAGCAGCAACCAGCCCCAAGCACGGGACAACCAGUGACACCUUCCAUGGCUCCUAUGAAAAGGCCAACAGCCGUUGAGCUGAUUCGAUUGAUCUCUGGCCCUCGAGUAGACAUCUACAUAGGAUCAGACAAAGAGCACCGCUCUAUACCAAAGGAUUUACUUUGCUCUUACUCUCCAUUCUUUGAUCGAUGUUUCAAUGGAUCCUUCAGAGAAGCUCACGAGCAGAAGCUUGAGCUACCAGAGGAGAAGAUCGAAGACUUCGAUAUUUUCCUCGAAUUCAUUCUCCGUGGCACGAUAGCUGUAAAACCGGGUCUCAGAGGCGCCGAAGAGACUAUCUCGCAGUGCUUGGACUUCUUAAAGUUCGCAGACAAAUACCAACUCGGAGAUGUCUCUGAAGCUAUCUUCAAGCCAUUAUUCGACGCUCUCUGGUUCUACACAGCCGAAAUCAAGCUGCCUAGAGCUUCGAGAACCGACAAUCUAUCGGCCCCAUGGCAAACACUUGGUUCAGACCCACCACUAGUCGUAUUCAAGCGACCCAACGGCCUCGAACGCAAGGAUAUUGAGCUUGUCUUCACCACUUGCCCGGAGAGAAGCUCAAUCCGGACUCUCGUGGUACAAGCCCUCCUGUCAGUUGCAGGCGGAUUGAGUGGGCUUCAUAAGCUCCAAGAGUAUGGUGAUAGCAUUGAGGGAUUUGCAGCCGAGGUGAUGUUUGUCAUCGGUAAUGAUUUGCGAGAUACUUACGUUCCUGCCAAAGAGUGGCUUGAGGGAAUGCGGAGGAAAUAAAGACAAGGGAAGAAUGGAGACAGUUUAUUGAAGCGUUUAAUGCCUUGGGAUUUUGUAGCUGGUAAGGGCGCUCAAAAAAGUCGUAUGGUGUUGUAGUUGAGGGUC
Messenger RNA from Mollisia scopiformis, 1362 nucleotides. RefSeq lists its product as uncharacterized. The transcript is spliced from 2 exons. Lineage: Eukaryota; Fungi; Ascomycota; Leotiomycetes; Helotiales; Mollisiaceae. Gene Ontology annotation, molecular function: protein binding. Bases 166 to 1257 code for a protein of 363 amino acids. The record is from RefSeq and is a predicted model, not a curated record.